This is a messenger RNA of Amphibalanus amphitrite, 5113 nucleotides long. RefSeq lists its product as uncharacterized. The record is from RefSeq and is a predicted model, not a curated record. Gene Ontology annotation, cellular component: plasma membrane; cytoplasm. The transcript has 12 exons. The coding region runs from base 262 to 3882 and encodes 1206 amino acids. NCBI's taxonomy places the organism in Eukaryota, Metazoa, Arthropoda, Thecostraca, Balanomorpha, Balanidae. Gene Ontology annotation, molecular function: protein binding.
GACGGUGACGGUGGACUGUGUGGACGGACAGUGUGGACAGUGGACAGAGUCGUCAGUGGUGAGGACUGAGGAGAGACUCAGUCAGGAGUGUGAGGGACUCGGUCUGAGCGAGUGAGUGAUGAGCCCCAUUGGUUACUUUUAUCAACUGACUGUAGCAUUGAAGCGGUGAUCAGUUUAUUCAGACGUAAUUCGACCCAGCUUCAUAACCGUGGCUAUAUGUGAGUUCUGUAGGGACGUGUUAAAAACGGAGCGAUCCGCACCAUGGGCUCACUGAGGAAGAUGUUCAAGACCCGCCUGCCGGCGCUGGCGACUCUGUGGUCGGCCAGCGGCGGACCUGGCAGUGCUGAAGAGGACGACGACCCUGGUGAUGCCGCCGAGCUGCAUUCUGUGACCACACACUCUCCGACCAGUGAGGGAGCCGAGCCGACCUACGGCAGGGCCGGCAAGCAGCCGGACAUGACGUACGAGCUGAUGCGAGAGUGUCCAGAGAUCAUUGAGGAGGUUGUAGAGAGGCGCUACAACACGGGCACCAUAGUUCGUCCGCAUCUUCGACACGGUCUUCGGCGUCUCUCUGUGCAGGAUGUGUUUGAAGAAGGCAGCCUAGACGCAAGACACGCUGACGCUGAGUCUACAGAACUCGGUGGAGGAGUAGACACAGCAGGAGCGGGUAGUGAUGAGGGCCGCGAUCGCACCGGAGAGUCGACCAGCGACAGCGGCCUGUCCUCCGGAAAGGGCAGUGACGCCGGCGACACGUACGCCGUCCCCAAGAGCGAGACCUACGAGGUCCCCCGCGCCGCCGUGACCCAGCCUCCGGCAGAGGACCCCGGUAGUGGCUCCGAGGGCCGGCCGAACGGAGCAGAGACCGAGAACUGGUCCUGCGAUAGUGUUGGUGAGCCAUCCUCAGACAGUGACGGCGCAAACGGUGGAGCGGAGCUCGAUGGGUGCUACGUGGAGUGCCUCCGGGACCCGCCCGAUGAAAACGUCUAUUUAGAGCCCAAGACGGUGGAGGAGAUUGAACGAGACAGGCAGAAUAUGUUGAAUGGAGGGACAUCGCAGGUGGCUGAGGGCAACUCAUCCUAUUCAGGGGGUGUAGGACAGUCAUUCUUUCUGCAUCAGCCCGAGACGUCUGGAGGGGAGACCUAUUCUGGUAGACUCAGCGCAUUGCCGCACAAGGCACGCAGUCUUCAAAACCUCCAACAAUGUUUCAUCCAGGUCCAUAACACCGAAGCACUAGCAGUCCCCAGCACAGACCGCAAAACGCACACAAGAUCGAAACCGAAUAAGAAACGAGACCGCUCUUCGAAGAGCCCUGUCGCAGCAAUAAACCAAUCAAUCAACGAUAAUUUCGUACUAAGGCCGUCGAAGCAGUUCGAGACAUAUGGCCACGGUGUGCGCUCUUCACUAUCGUUCCGUUCCUCGUUAUACAGUACGACAGCUACGUGGGACGCCGACAGACAGCCCUGGGACGGUUACAGCGAGCUGACCUGUCCGCCGCCAGCGCCGGAGGACCGCGCUGAGGAGGAGCCCCUGCCCAGCUCGCGCGGCAGUACCCUGGAGCGGGGCUACGAGCGGCUGCCGCUGCGCCGCCACAGCACCGAGCUGCAGCCGUCAGAGCCGCUGUACGCCAACAGCGGAGAGCUGCAGCAGCUUCUGGUCCAGCAGCUACGUGAGCAGACACAGCCCGCCGAGCCGGCCGACCAGCCGGACGGGCCCGCCCCGGGGAUGGCGCACAUCGCACCGCGGGGAAAGAGACGGCGACGGGGGCGGAUCACAGCGCCUGUGGACGCCGCCCAGGCUCUGGAAACGCACCCCGAGCACACAGAGACGCCCUCAUCACCGGCUGAGGCUCUUCUUGCGCUCAGAACCAAGGACUCCAAGUUCGCGUGUGUUCGCAUCAAGCCGGCCACCAGAGGUCGAGGCACGAUGCGCAAAUCGAGUUCUAUGAACGACAUCGGCCCGGUGCUGUUUACUCCGCCGCCGUCGACGCCGGCGCAUCCUGCAGUCCACACUCGUCUGCCGUCAGCAGCUGAGAGCAGCGACCAGCAGCCUCUGGAGGAGGCACCCGCUGCUCCGGCCUCCCCUGUGUCAGCGGCGCCCCUGUGGCUGACCCUGGGCGCCCUCUGGGUGACCGUCUGCGGCUGGGCGGGCGCCGCCGGCCGCGCGCUGGGCAGGGCGACGGCGCCCCUCUCCGGCUGGCUGGGUGUCAAGUACAUGAGUCUGCACCGGAACCACCCGUGGCUGCCAGACCUGGUGGACCAGCCGGACCUCGACUACUGGAUACAGCGCACUAAACAGGGCAGUAACGGAUUCGAAGAGCUCCGGAAAUACAUCAAACAUGGUGGCGACUUUUGCAAGGAGCUUGCAUCCAUCUUGCAAGAAAGGUCUGACCUGGAGGUCACCUACGCCCGCGGCCUGCAAAAGCUGGCGGCCAAGCUGCUCAAGGCCUCCAGAGACGGCUUGGGCAGCGUGAACCAGGCCUGGCAGCGAGUCGGAACGGAGAUGGAACACCAGGCAGACAUCCACAAAACGCUGGCGGUCACCUACACCGAGGAGCUGGUGAAGCCUCUGCGCGGGCUGCUGGAAUCUCAGCACAAGGCGCGCAGGACCGUGGAGACAAACGUCGAUAAGACGGCCAAAAACCUGGCCGAGUGGCGCUCUGCAGAGGCCAAGGCCAAGAAGCUCUCCUACCAGUGUGCCAGGGAGAACGAACGAGCCGAGGAGCAGGCGCUGGAGGCGAGACUGGCGCACGACAGCGCCAGAAAGGACGCGGGGAAGGUCGAGAGUCGGAGACAGAAAACCGAGAACGCCCUGGCCAAGGCGGACACCGAAUACUACAACUUCUGCUUACGAAGUGAAAGAGCGCGACUGGAGUGGGAGACGGCCCUGAACAAGGGCAGUCAGUGUUUCCAGCGUCUGGAAGAGGAGCGACUAACUCGACUCCGUGCGGCGCUACAGGCCUACCACCAGAGCCUGGCCGAGCUGGCACCGAAAAUAGCGCAGAGCGCCAGCCGUCUCUCGGAGCCCGUCUCGGGGGCGGACGUGUCCCAGGACGUGCAGACGGUGCUCCAGGUGAAGCGGCCCGACCAGCCGGCCGAGCAGCUCCUGCCCGACUUCUACGCCGAGGAUAUGACCAACGCCAUGAACAGGGACAGGAGGAAAAAGGCUCUGGAGCAGUUUGCGCGCCUUCUGGAGCAGGAUGUCGGCCGGGAGAGGAGGGGGAAAAGCGGCGUGGAGAACCUAGCCAAGGCCAUGAAAGAGUCGCCCCAGUUCAGCACCGAGAGCUCUCAGAAGGACGUCAAGGAGAAGCUGCAACACCUGCGCUCCACGCUAGCGUACCUGGAGGCCAGUCGGUUCAAGGUACAGGCGGCGCUGGCGGAGACGGAGGGCCAGCCCCGACCUCAGCACCCGCUCAGCCGGCAUAUUCAGCAGCUCAAAGACCGGCAGGGCAUGGUCCAGAGCGUGCUACGGGUACCGAACUGGGUGAACCUGGAGCCCAGCGACUCCUCUCCAGACCACUCUCCCGCGUGGAGCGCCGAUCGUGACCGGGGCACGGCCGACGGGACCUCCCAGAGGCCGCCAUCAGACUCGGAUGAGCUGAACACAGAAGACAGUCCACCUGAAUCCACAUCUGUCUCGGCUGUGACGUCACCGCCAACAGCUGAGCCGACCUGUGACCCGGUCAAAGACCCGCCCGAGGGGGCGCCAUGCCGCGACCGGUAUCAGGCCAUUUACGACUACAAGGCCAACAUGAACGAUGAGCUCACCAUCCGAGCAGGUGACGUCAUUGAGGUCCAUGACCGUCAGCCGGAUGGAUGGUGGCUGGGAGAGCUGCGAGGCACCAUCGGCAUCUUCCCGGCCACCUACGUCCGACAACUCAUCUGAUCGAACAAAAAACUCAGCUGAACGCCGGCUGUCUAAUCGACUGCCAACUCAUCUGAAUGACCGGCAACUCAGCUGACUGAACGACAGCUCAUCUUAUCGAACGAUAGCUCAUAUGACUGACAACUGACAGGUCGGUUAGGCAGAUGAUCAGACAGAUGGUCGGAUCGACAACUUUCUGAUUUGAUCGACCGUUGAUCUGUUGGGAACGGGGACUUAGCUUACCGUACCGACAGCUCGAUAGAUUGGACUUGCAACUCAGCCGAUCAAGUCUAACUAGUCUAGUUGGACGUCCUCUGACCGAACUGGCAUCUCAUCUGACUGGACCACAACUCAUUGGCCGGAUAUACAGCUUGUCUGACCGGACCAAUAGCUCAGACAGGUUAUGAGUCAAAUGUUUGAUUUAAUUGCGCGAGCAGUGCCGUUUCUUGAAGUGACAGAACUUAUCAGUGCGCCAACUGACUAAAUAGAGAAAUGGUUUCUGCUUUUGGUGUGGAAGUGUGAUCUGCUCUGGUUCUACUAGCUUAGAAUAUUGGCUGAUCAGACUAAAAUGAUCUUAUUGACAGUCGUUUAGGCGUGCAGAUCAGAGACCUCAAAAGGGAACUGAACAAAAUAUCGUAAUGACUGGAUGUUUUGUAGACGAUACUUUUUCGUGAGCCCUCGUGUCUUGCUGUUAACGUGCCACUUUGUUGUGCUUUUGUAGCCUUUCUGCAUGCCUAUUAUAUCAAAGUAAAAUGCAAUAUGCAUAUGUUCUUUUGUAUAAAUGUUGUACUUGCAGCAUUGCAGUGAUAAGACAGGGACCAAGUGGAAUUGAUUGGCGAAGCGCUUCGCAAUGCAGUAAGGCGACAACGCUGAGCCUCAAUGAAUAACAUACUAAGUUGUGUAUGAAUAAUGUCAGACUAUACAUGGAUAAUGCCUCAAGUCUCAAUAAAUGGUUCAAUCUAUGACAUGCAUAUUGCAUAAGUAUAACGUGAAAUGAGGUAAGCUCGUCAAAUUGCGAUUGAAAAGAUUAGAAGUGCGUUGCGCUUAUGGGAGCUGUCGUGUAAUCUUAUUCAUAAAUAAUGUCAACGUUUGAUCCACGCAAUAUGAGUUAAUUGCUUAGUUUCCCUAAAAAUUUGCUUUUUUGAUUAUGUGAUGUAUAUUAACAUCGAAUAACAUCUUAUGAAUGCGGUGUUCUAAUGUCAGGUUUUGUAAAUAGCAAAUAUAGCUACACUACAAAUACGAAACUGUGUUG